This is a messenger RNA of Encephalitozoon intestinalis ATCC 50506, 1533 nucleotides long. RefSeq names its product lysyl-tRNA synthetase. Lineage: Eukaryota; Fungi; Microsporidia; Unikaryonidae. Gene Ontology annotation, biological process: lysyl-tRNA aminoacylation. The record is from RefSeq and is a predicted model, not a curated record. Gene Ontology annotation, molecular function: tRNA binding; ATP binding; lysine-tRNA ligase activity. The transcript has a single exon. Gene Ontology annotation, cellular component: cytoplasm; cytosol. Bases 1 to 1533 code for a protein of 510 amino acids.
AUGGUUAAAAACAAUAACGAAGUUGAACUUUCUGAAGAGGACUUCUAUGUCCAAAGAUCAAGUAUGGUGAAAGGGGAGAUGAGCCAAGGAAAAAACAUGUAUCCCCACAAGUUUGAGGUGACUCACAGCUUUGGGGAGAUCCUUAGAAAGAUAGGAGAGGUAAAGGAGCAGUUUGUUGCAGAAGACGUGGUUCAAUCUGCAGGAAGGAUAAUGAGUAUCAGGCUCCACUCCCGAUUCUGCUUUUUCAUAAUUUCUUCUUGUGGAGAGAGUAUCCAACUCGUUGUAGAUGCCAAGAAAGAGGGAAGUGAGCAGAUAAUCAAGUUUCUGAAGAGGGGAGACAUUGUUGGGUUUAUAGGGAACGUUGGAAGAACAAGGACUCUAGAACCCUCUGUGUUCGCCACUGAUGUGAAGGUCCUUACUCCAUGCCUUAGGACCAUUCCGACGGAGCACUUUGGAUUGAAGGAUCCUGAGACGAUAUACAGGAGGAGAUACAUGGAUCUUCUCAUCAACCGGGAGUCGAAGGAAAGGUUUGAAAAGAGAACACAGAUCAUCAGGUAUAUUAGGAGCUUCUUGGACUCGCGGGGGUUUCUAGAAGUUGAGACGCCUAUGAUGAAUCUGAUUCCUGGAGGAGCAGCAGCAAAGCCUUUUAUAACUCAUCACAAUGAGCUUAACUUGAAUCUUUACAUGAGAGUAUCUCCCGAGCUGUACCUGAAGAAGCUUGUUGUCGGGGGCCUUGACAGAGUGUAUGAGAUAGGAAAGCAGUUUAGAAAUGAAGGAAUUGAUCUUACCCACAAUCCCGAGUUUACAUCCUGUGAAUUCUACAUGGCCUAUGGGGACUACAAUGAUCUUAUGAAGAUGACUGAAGAGCUUAUGAGCGGAAUAGUUCAGGAGAUGUUUGGAACAGACACGAUAGUUUACAAUCCAAGGAAGAGAGGAGAGGAGAUCAAGCCGGUGUCUCUAUCAUUCAAGAGGCCCUUCCGAGUGAUUAGCAUAAUCGAGGAGCUUAACACUCGUCUUGGGUUAGAUCUUAGUGGAGAGACUCUUGAUAACGAGGAGACCUUGGAAAAACUUCUUGGGGUUUGUGAAAAAGAAGGAAUCCAUGUUGAGAAACCUCGUACACUUACAAGAGUGCUUGACAAGCUUAUUGGACAUGUGAUUGAGCCUCAGUGUGUUAAUCCGACCUUUAUAAAAGAUUAUCCAAUAGCAAUGUCUCCCUUGGCUAAGAACCAUCGAUCAAAGCCUGGCUUGACUGAAAGAUUCGAACUUUUUAUCAACUGUAAGGAAGUGUGCAAUGCCUAUACGGAGCUAAACAACCCUUUUGAACAGAGGGAGAGAUUCCUUCAGCAGGCACAGGACAUAAAUGCUGGAGAUGACGAGGCCAUGAUGAACGACGAAGACUUUUGCACGGCUCUUGAGUAUGGGCUUCCGCCCACUGCCGGAUGGGGCCUGGGGAUUGACAGAUUUGUGAUGUAUCUGACGAAUGCAGCUAAUAUCCGGGAUGUUAUUUUCUUUCCCACUAUGAAGCCUGAAUAA